Messenger RNA from Dreissena polymorpha, 5302 nucleotides. RefSeq names its product adhesion G-protein coupled receptor G6-like. Gene Ontology annotation, molecular function: G protein-coupled receptor activity. The transcript is spliced from 16 exons. Lineage: Eukaryota; Metazoa; Mollusca; Bivalvia; Myida; Dreissenidae. The record is from RefSeq and is a predicted model, not a curated record. Gene Ontology annotation, biological process: cell surface receptor signaling pathway; G protein-coupled receptor signaling pathway. Gene Ontology annotation, cellular component: membrane. Bases 44 to 2803 code for a protein of 919 amino acids.
AAAAGACACAUCUCUCGUGCUGAACGAGAAUCUCGUAUCCGCCAUGUCUCGCGCACUGGGCCGCCAUGCGAGACUUCCGGUAUUGCAAGGAAGCUACUGGUGCGAGGUUUGGGACCGCAUACACUUGCAGAGGGAGAGGUCAAGGUCAUAUGCCGUCAGGUUCUCAGAUGUGAUUUCUUACCACGGCUCGAUGAAACUUCCGGCGUUUAGCGACGCCGACGCUCUGCUAUUCAAUAUGGUGAACUUGGAGUCUCCGGUACUAGCAGCGGCGGAAAUGGAUAUGAAAACCGUGUUCGGAGACACGCUGCCCCAGAUUCAGGCCCGUAUGCCGGAAGUUACGGGCGUUUUCACGUACAUUGAUCGAGUUACUUUAGGCACGCAUGUUGUGGAGUACCACACCUACUUCACGCUCUCACGAGACUACACCGGCGCCGACGAGGCGGCGAUGUACGAGCUUGUGAAGAGCGCCCUGCUCACUACGCUGAGCAACCGGGAGUACAUGUCGCGACUUCCGGGCGGCACUCCGCCCCGGGCAUUCAGCGAGAUGCACCUUCAUAGCACAGUUUCAUGUCCAGCAACCAGUUUACAAACCAACAGGGACAUAUACGGUAACACAGUACCGAAACGGGAAUUCAGUUUUCCUCGUGCUUCACUGGGAGAGUUCGUGCAUAGCGUGGAUAACUGUGGCGCGAACAUCGCGUUUCCGGUAGCCACAGCGCGUUGUCGCGGUGACUUCAACACGGGUGCCUACUGGGAUGACGUCAAAGCCAAUGACUGCGUACCGGUACCGGAAAUAGACGAUCUUAAUGAGGCGAUAUGGGGCACUUCCGCCUACACUGACAAACUAUCGGAAAUGGCCAGGACGAUAUUGGACGAAAACAACGCCGAAUCGGUCAUGACCGAGGUAGCCCAGAUCACGAAAGUUGCGGUCAAGUUCACACCAACCGACAUCAACAAGAUAGCAGACGUUCUGGACCACGCAACCAAGCUCGAGAACCUGUCGCUAAAGGUGGGAGAGGCCGUAUUGCGGACGGUUGACCGCCUGCUGGACACCGGAAACAGGGAGGUGACCGCCGCCAACGUGGAGACCAAGGCCGCUAACAGAAUAAUCAAGAGUCUAGAACGUUUCGCAGAGAACGCAAAAAUCGAUGAAGGCGACAAAAUCCGCCUCGUAUCGGACAACCUCGUCGUAGAGAUCUGGAACCUCAAGCCGGCGGCUAAGACGGUUAUCGGUCUGGCCGCCGAGUCCAUUGCCGACGCCGACGCCGGAACGCCAUUCAAGACGGAGCACAUCGCUACCGUGUACGACAAGUCGCAUCUGUACGAGGCGAACGUCGACGCCGCCAUUGAGCUUCCGGCGGAAGUGUUCCAAGCAGACGACAAAGGCACGCGGCUAAGUAACCGACUCACAAUGAUGGUUUUCCGGAAGAGCCGGUUGUUUGAGGCGGCGACGGAUGACGCUGGCCGGAAGUUGAAUCCUACGGCUGCCCAGCUAACCAAUAUAAACAGCUACAUUAUUUCCGCCAGCAUAGCCGGUCGCAGAAUCGAAGGGCUGAAAGAAAAAGUGAAGACUAUCUUUAAGCCAAUAAAGACGGACGCCGGGGAGCUGGCAUGCGUCUGGUGGGAUUUCAACCUAAACCAAAUGAAGGGAGGCUGGUCCCAGGCUGGAUGCAGCUACGACGGCAAAGUCAAUGGGCGCGACGUCUGCCUGUGCGACCACCUCACAAAUUUUGCAAUACUCGUGGACUUCUACGGUCAGAACAAGCCACUAGACCCCAGCCACGAGCUGUCCCUCAGCAUCAUCACGUUGCUGGGUUUGAGCCUGUCAAUCCUCGGUCUGGCGCUCACCAUCAUCUCAUAUGUAUUCUUCAGAAAACUUCGUCAAGGUCGCGCUCAGCAGACGCUCUUUAACCUUUCACUGUCACUUCUGCUCGCCAUGUUGGUUUUCCUGAUCGGUGUCAAGCAGACGCACAACAACGUGGUCUGCAUAGUGGUCGCCAUCUUGUUGCACUAUUUGAUAAUCGUUUCCUUCAUGUGGAUGUUGAUGGAGGCGAUUUUGCAGUAUCUGACCUUUGUGAAGAUCCUGGGGACGUAUAUUACGAGGUUUACCCUAAAGACCGUCCUGCCAGCUUGGGGGCUGCCUAUGAUACCUGUAAUCGCAGUGCUCUCCGUGGACCCAGGGUUGUACAGAGGAGGACCAAAAUACUGUUGGAUGGACCUGCCUGCAUUUUUCUACGCGUUCGCCAUUCCAGUGAGUGUCAUUAUCCUAACGAAUGUAAUCAUCUUCAUCGUCACCGUCAUCAGCAUCUUCCGUCGAGGAAAGGGGUUGCGUAGCAACCAGAAGAAGCACAAGAUGGCGAUGACAAAUCUUCAGGCGGCAAUUACCAGCUUCAUACUUUUGGGUCUGACGUGGCUCUUUGGCUACCUGGCGAUUGCGGACGCUCGUCUGAUAUUCCAGUACGUGUUCACGAUCCUGAACUCGCUCCAAGGCUUCUUCAUCUUCGUUCUCUUCGUCCUGCGAAAGAAGAAGGUCCGGGAACAGUGGUACUUCAUCUGCUGCAAGGGGAUCGAGAAGGACCGCGUGUCCCGCUCUCUGUCGUCGACCAACUCUAACAGUACUUACAGUAACGGAAGUGCCCGCAAAGAUAAAGAUGGCCGUGACCGGGAUAGGUCCGACAGUACUAAAACAGUCCAAUCGACGUUUUCAAACGGCUCGGGUAGUUUUACGAACUUUGGCUACGACAACACUUAUGAUUAUCCCUUCAACCGAAUUGAUCGCCGACUGUUCAACAGAAAAUUUUAACAUCUGUAUUACUUUUGUUUGAUCCAAUCUGCAAACGCAGUAGUUCAGCGAUUAAAAACUGUAAGAGUUUACUCCCUUGUCACCGUGUAAUUUAUGUAGCAGGGGAGAUCACUAAUAUGAGUUUGUGAAAGUGACUAAUUGUUGUUUAGUAUUCCGGGUACAUGCACAUUAGGCAAAAAAAUGAUCGGUGCACACAAUUAUAGGUGAUGAAUGUAAAAGGUCGCUAUUUAGUAAGUUAGAUAAACAAACUCAGAUUAUUACAUCAAUAUUUAUGUAGACCUAAAAAAAACGCAUCCUACUAGAUAAUUCUUUUGCUUACUAAGUAGAUGGCUACUGUAGAUUGAUUAUUACGAGUACAGGAAAAAUACGGAGAAUAAACAUGUUAUGUGUAGAAUGCUACGGUACGGGUGAAAAAAAAAGAUAUGUGUCAAACCUUCUUGUUUUGUAUUAAAAAUAUAUGUAUCAUUAAUAUAUAGUCCGUGUAACUAAUAGACACAGUUUAUAAAUAUAUAAGUUUUAUUUAAAUUAAGUAACUCUCGAACGCAAGCAACUGACUGUGAAUAAUUCCGCGUAACGUGUUGAACACUUAUACAUUUAGUCUUAUUUUUUGGCUUCUUGUUACCGGUUUGAUAUUGUAUCGAGGAUGGCCUGUAUACAGCAAUGUAAUUGUAUGUGUUAUUAUAUUGUUAUUAUGAAAUGUGAUUGUACUGUCUUCGUGGCUUAUAUGUCUCAUUCGUUGGUAUAUGUGAUAUUUCGAUAGUUAUCGUCAUUCUGUGCUAUGUAUAUAGAUAUUCUUUGAGUUUUCAAUUACGACUACCAUUUUCGUUAAUUUGGUAUUUCAAUUUAAUGGUCUAAGUUGUUAUAUUUAUAUAUGAUUAUUAUUUAAUUAUUUAAGCAUUUUACCUUGUUUGUUUUAAUUAUGAAUUUUAUAGCAUACAAUUAUAAUAAAUAAUAUAUAAUUAAUACAAAUGGUUUCCUUUCAAUGCAAACACCAGCUAGCAUUAACAGCUAAAUUUAUUUUUCAAUAACAUUGUGAUGAGCUUUUUUUCAAGUUCGCUUUCUGGAAACUAUUUGCUUUUAUUCUGAAUAUUAUGAAACAGUUUUGAGUGAUACUUGUUUUUUAUUGUAUGUAUUGUAGUGACCUUGUCUCUCUUAUUUAAGAAGUAGUGCAUACAUUUUAGGUGCUGCGUUUUUACUAACUCAUCUCAUAUAGAAUAGUUCUAACCUUAUCUAGUCACAUGUUUUAUAUUGUAUAGUAAACUUGAGGUAAGAGGCAAAUACAAUACCGUGCAUACAUCGGUCCAGUAACCAUUUUGUUCAGUUACAUGUCAUACUGGCCUUAACAUUAUAUUCCUUAUAUAUUUAAACUUUGUUAACACGAAAAUGGAUCCGUUCCGUUUAAAAACAUGGCCGCUUUGAAACUGUGCUUUUGUGAUAUUUAAGUUGUAUCCGAAAAUGGUUCCGGUCCAUUGAAAACCCUGUCUGUUGUGGGCGUGGCAGUUUUCUAAUAUUUCUAUAGUGAAUCCUUGUGAACACUCAAGAAAGGAUUUUUAAGUCGAUUUAAACAUGUUCAGAAAAAAUAGUUCGAUGAUAUCUUAGACGAGUUCAAUAAUGGGUUCGAUGCUAUGUUAAACAGGGAUGCCGGGAUGGGGUCGUCUUUCCUAAUAUGGCUUUAUAAUUAAACAGUGUUUAUACUUAAGAAGUUGCAUUUUUCUCAAAUCUUAAAAAAUUGUCUCAGGAAAUACUUUAUAUAUCUUGGACGAGUUUGAAAAUGGUUCCGGUCCGUUGAAAAACAUGGCAGCCAGAAGGAGUACUUGUCUAUAGGGAAACCUUGUGAACGUAACUUGUAAAGAUCAGUUUAUUUUCUUGGGGUCCAUGGUAAGCACCCUACGGCCUCAGGCGCGUUUGUUUAAUAUACUUAUGGACUAAGAUGCAGUAUACUAACUAUGGAACAUUUGCGUGGUUUUAAGCAAAGCUACUUUUGACGCUAUUAAAAGAAAUAUUAAUGGUGGUGAAGAUAAUGUUGAUAUCCGGUUUUAAUCCUAAUCUUAUUUGUGUCUCAUAUUUGGUAAAUUGUCUUUAAUUUUUAAUUCUUGGAUAUUAUUGUGUGCUGAUUUUUUUUAAUCACAUGGAUGUAUUAUGUUAGGUAAUUCUGUAUAUUAAUAAUAUGUUUGUCAGGUUUUUAUCGGUUUGAAAUUGCCUAUCAGAAGAAAUAAGCUGAUUUAUUGGUUUAGGAAUUAAAUGUUUUAUGCAUUGUUGGCGUAGAAAAUACGUGCUUUUGAAAACCUCAAUCGUUAACAUUCUUAUAAUUAAGUUUAACAUUUGAAUUGUCAAACUUUGUGUCAAAAAAACAUAUAUACAAUUGAAAAGAUAAUCGAUCUGGAUGAUUACAGAAACGUAUGAAGUGGUAAACUAUAGUGUAAAUAUUUAUUAUUAUGUAGAUUGUUGUUUGAUUUGUUAUUGUAUUAUUGUAUUAUUUGGAACAAACAUUGGAAUAAA